AUGGCACUCGAAUCUUGGGCCCUGAGUCACCAAGUCUUCAACCCCAGUUCCAGAUUGUUUUACCCCGCGCAUGUAAAUCGGCAAAAGAGCAUACCAAUCAAAGUUUUGGGUAGAAACACUACAUAUCCAUUUCCCUUUGUUUCCAAUUGUUUUGGUCCAUCCACUUUUUCAACCCUUCAGGUUUCAAGUUUUGGGGCAGAUGCCAAGAUACUAGAUAGAACUCGGUUGAGAUGUUUAGGUGGUGGCAGUGAUUGUUUGAGUGAGAGAAAUGCUGUUUCCGAAACCAAUUUGAACCUUAUACAUGAAUUGUUGAAGACGGGAAUAAUCCUAGCUGCAACUGUUUGUGGUAUUUUGGUGUUUGGAUGUCCACGAGUUUUUGCUGUUGAAGGUGUUGUGAAUGCAGGAUAUGAUGUUAUUGGACAGAGCAUACUUUUGCUUAGGAAUACUUGGCCCAAAGUGUUGCAAGUUCUUCGUAUAUUUAAGGAGCAAGGUUUGGUGUUGGCAGUGCUUUUGGGCCUUUCAGCCUUUUUCUCUAUGGCAGAAACUUCAAUCACCACACUUUGGCCUUGGAAGGUUCGAGAGUUGGCCGAAAAGGAGUCUGAAAAUGGCGUUUUCAGACUACUCCGAAGUGAUGUUACUCGGUUCCUUACAACAAUACUUAUUGGCACAACGGUUGUCAAUAUUGGAGCAACUGCUCUGGUCACUGAAGCAGCAACUGCUAUGUUUGGUGAGGCAGGUGUUAGCGCAGCAACAGGAGUGAUGACUUCAGAUCUAUUCUAUCAGAUUGAUCACAGAACAGUUCAUGUGGUUGCCAUUUUGCUUCUCACUGAAAUCACUCCAAAAAGCAUAGCUGUUCAUAAUGCCACAGAGGUAGCUCGUUUUGUGGCCAGUGGCAUGGCUUUCCCUGGUGUUGUAUCCUGUAGGAAGAAUUGUUACUUAUCUUUCAAUGGGGAUGCUGAAAUUGCUUGGCCUAAAAGGAAGAAGGGCAUCUGUGGUUUGCCUACUUUUGAGCCAUAUGUAACAGAAGAUGAACUAAAAUUGAUGCUAAGAGGUGCAGAGUUAAGUGGGGCAAUAGAGGAGGAAGAACAGGAUAUGAUUGAAAAUGUUCUAGAGAUAAAAGACACACAUGUCAGAGAGGUUAUGACACCUCUUGUUGAUGUUGUUGCAAUUGAUGCAAGUUCAAGCCUGGUUGACUUUCAUCACUUGUGGGUCACACAUCAAUACUCAAGGGUGCCUGUUUUUGAGCAACGCGUUGAUAAUAUAAUGGGUAUAGCAUAUGCAAUGGAUCUGCUGGACUAUGUACAAAAGGGGGAGUUGCUUGAAAGUACUACAGUUGGAGAUAUGGCUCACAAGCCUGCUUAUUUUGUACCUGAUUCAAUGUCUGUUUGGAAUCUUCUUAGAGAGUUCAGAAUCAGGAAGGUUCACAUGGCAGUUGUUCUUAACGAGUAUGGUGGAACUGUGGGGAUUGUAACUCUUGAAGAUGUUGUUGAGGAAAUUGUUGGUGAAAUAUUUGAUGAAAAUGACUCAAAGGAGGAGAUACAGAAAAAAACUGGUUACAUAGUAAUGCGAGCUGAGGGUGUUUUUGAUGUGGAUGCAAACACAUCUAUUGAUCAGCUCUCAGAAGAUUUGAACAUAAAAAUGCCAGAGGGUCAUCAAUAUGAGACAGUAUCAGGUUUUGUGUGUGAGGCAUUUGGAUACAUUCCAAGGACAGGUGAGUGCAUCAAAGUAGUUCUUGAAAGGGAAGAUGAAGAUGAUAACAAUGAGACCAGUGCUGACCAGCAGGAUCAGAAGGAGAAGAACCAGAUUUUCAAACUUGAGAUACUAGCUGGAAAUGCCAGAAAGGUAAGCGCUGUUCGGUUUGAACGAAUAAAUAAUGGUGAUGAGAAUUUGGAGACUAAAGUUACUCGCAUGGUCCCCAAAAUCAUGAAAAGAAAAUGGAGCAGUGGUCAGAACUCGGAGGAUGAUACAGAAUAUGACGGAGAUACAUUUGAAAAGAGACCACAGGAUGACAUUUCUAGUGAAUAUUUAGUUGAUCAUGAAAAUUCUAGUAGAGAAUAA
This is a messenger RNA of Sphenostylis stenocarpa, 2058 nucleotides long. The record is from the annotation of a GenBank genome assembly. NCBI's taxonomy places the organism in Eukaryota, Viridiplantae, Streptophyta, Magnoliopsida, Fabales, Fabaceae.